Molecule: messenger RNA, 1710 nt
Organism: Phragmites australis (common reed)
Lineage: Eukaryota; Viridiplantae; Streptophyta; Magnoliopsida; Poales; Poaceae
Product: zinc transporter 6-like
Exons: 2
Coding region: 129-1319 (396 amino acids)
Biological process (GO): zinc ion transmembrane transport
Cellular component (GO): plasma membrane
Molecular function (GO): zinc ion transmembrane transporter activity
Source: RefSeq, a predicted model, not a curated record
CGAGUACCCUCACUAUCCACUAAAUUCCACAAAACCCAGACUCGAGACUCGAGAGCACAACGCGCCCCUGCUCCGUCCCGGUCUUCCAGGGAAUUUUUUUGUCAAUUUCAUAUCCCACCGCCACCGACAUGUCCGGCGCCGGCUGCCUCCCCGCCGGCGACACCACCUUCUCCAGGGUCUGCCGCGACGGUGCGGCGGCGGCGCGGCUCAAGACGGGCUCCCUGCUCGCCAUCCUCGUCGCCAGCGCCGUCGGCAUUUGCCUCCCCGUCGCGCUCACGCGGGCGUUCCGGGGGCGCGAGGGCUACGCGCGGGGCCUGCUCCUCGUCAAGUGCUACGCCGCGGGGGUCAUCCUCUCCACCUCGCUCGUCCACGUGCUCCCCGACGCUCACGCCGCGCUCGCCGACUGCGCCGUCGCGUCGCGCAGGCCCUGGCGGGACUUCCCCUUCGCGGGGCUCUUCACCCUCGUCGGUGCGCUGCUCGCGCUGCUCGUCGACCUCUCCGCCUCCUCCCACCUCGAAGCCCACGGCCACGCCGGCGAGGCCAACGAGCACCAGAACUACGCCCCUAUCCCCAAGAAAUCCCCCGUCUUCGAGCUCACCGGCGAAAUGAGCCCCAAGAAACGCGCUUUCUUGGACGCUGACCGCGAGGACCCGGCGCUGCACGCCGCCAGGAACGGCGGCGACCCGGACAGGGACGACGUGGCGCUCUUCGGAGCCAAGAAAGGGGCCGCAUUGGUGUGCAGCGACGAGGUCGCGGUCGUCGGUGCCGGAUGCCAUGGCGGUGGGCAUGAGGUGGUGGAGGUAGGGGAGGGGGAGGAGGAGGAGGCGAGGAACAAGCAGAAGAUGGUGUCCAAGGUGCUGGAAAUUGGGAUAGUGUUCCACUCGGUUAUCAUUGGGGUAACCAUGGGAAUGUCGCAGGAUGUCUGCGCAAUCCGACCGCUUGUUGUUGCGCUAUCCUUCCACCAGGUGUUCGAGGGUAUGGGCCUUGGCGGUUGCAUAGCACAGGCUGGUUUUGGGAUGGCAACAGUUGGUUACAUGUGCAUAAUGUUCUCAGUGACAACACCAUUGGGAAUACUGCUUGGAAUGGCAGUCUUCCAUAUGACUGGCUAUGACGACAGCAGUCCAAACGCCUUAAUAAUGGAAGGGAUUCUUGGUUCACUUUCUGCUGGAAUCCUUAUUUAUAUGGCGCUUGUCGAUCUUAUUUCUCUUGAUUUUUUCCAUAACAAGAUGAUGUCAGCAUCCCUAAAACUGAAGAAGGCCUCUUACAUUGCUUUGGUGCUUGGAUCUGCUUCUAUGUCAAUAUUAGCUCUAUGGGCAUAGUUCAUAAUCAAAUUUGUAGAGGAACCUUAUGUACUAUAUUCAGAGACAAACACAAUGUAUUGCUCCUCUGAUAUCUUGUGUAGGAAGGAAUGGAUAAUUUGGGGGGUCAAUACUUCCCUCAUGUAAAUUUGAACACAUUAGAAACUGGAAAGUCCGACCGCCUUUUAUGAAUUCGUGGCCUGUUCAUUCACUCAUUUUACAUUUUCAUGGAUAACCAACAUCUACGCUCUUUUAUCUUUCAGUUUGUGCAUACUGAAUACUGUAACUGUUGUAGGAACAUGUUUUUAGCGUUGAAAUUGGCCGUGCUGCUUUGACUGCUUUCAGGUCUGGAGUUCAUAAUAGGAAGGAAUGCUCAUCCAUGUAGGUUGAGUUAUUAAGUUGUUCUUUGCGA